AUGUUUAAUAGUUAUUAGUAUGAUAAGUAAUUGUCUUUUACAAAAGAUAUAGAAAAAAUUAAAAAGGACUAUUUAAAGUAAAGAGAGAAUCGUAAAGGUAUUUAAAAAAGAUUAAAAUAGAUCUUAAUCAAAGAUUAUCAAAAAAUUAUAAGAAAAGAAUAGAAAAUUUUGUGAUAAAUAUGUUAGAGAACCCAAUAGUUUGUAAUUAAUAUAAGCCACUUGAGGCAUAUUAAUUUAGGGAUGAAGAUCCAAGAAGAAAUUUAGGAGAUCCAAAAAUACAUUUUAAAGGAUUUAAGCAUGAAAAGGAUAGAAUUUAAGAGGCUUGAGGGGGAAAUAACAAUUUAGAUUUUUUGCCAAAUUUAAAAGCAGGAAAAUAUUGUUUUAGGGAGAGAUGUUUUUAGAUAUAGAGAUAAAACUGCUUUAGCAAGA
Molecule: messenger RNA, 429 nt
Organism: Paramecium sonneborni
Lineage: Eukaryota; Ciliophora; Oligohymenophorea; Peniculida; Parameciidae
Source: the annotation of a GenBank genome assembly